This is a messenger RNA of Vittaforma corneae ATCC 50505, 621 nucleotides long. Its product is annotated as V-type ATPase, D subunit. Gene Ontology annotation, molecular function: proton-transporting ATPase activity, rotational mechanism. The record is from RefSeq and is a predicted model, not a curated record. The transcript has a single exon. Gene Ontology annotation, cellular component: proton-transporting V-type ATPase complex; vacuolar membrane. Bases 1 to 621 code for a protein of 206 amino acids. NCBI's taxonomy places the organism in Eukaryota, Fungi, Microsporidia, Nosematidae.
AUGACCUCAGAGAGACUUCCAGUUAUUUCAACAAGAAUGAAUCAUAGAAUUCUCGAUCAAAGAUUGAAGAGCGUUCAAAAAGGAUUAUCUCUACUUAAAUGUAAGAGUGAUGCACUGCAAAUCAAAAUUAGAGAAAUGGAAAGUGAAUUGAAGCAAAGAGAGCAAAAUGUUAAGUUACUAUUUAAAAAUGCAUUUAAAAUGAUUUCAAAAGCAGAAUUAUAUGGAUCCGAUAUGAAAAUAGUUGCAAAAAUAUGUACUGAAGCAUGCCCAAGUCUUGAAUGCGAGUUUAAUAAUGUUUACGGAACAACAGUCGUAUGCUUUAAAUUACGAAGAAGAAAGUUUGAUAAAGAAAUUAUGUGGAGAAAUGGAUAUGUUUUGAGAGAAGCUAAGUAUGCCUUUGACGAAUUAUUACAUGAACUUGUUGAUCUUUCAACAAUGAAAAAUUCAUUAGAAGCUGUCAAAUAUCAACUAGAAUCUACAAAUAAAAGAAAGAAUUCGCUUGAACACAAGAUGAUACCAAAACUUGAAAGUACAGUGAACUACAUUGAAAGUGAGCUUGAUGAGCUAGAAAGAGAAGAGUUUUAUAGACUAAAGAAAGUUCAAGAAAUUAAAGAGAAAUGA